AUGGUGGCACUGCAAGGUUCAGGUUUAUUAGUUGCAGCUCAAGAUGCUACGGAAGAUGAGGAAGCUGUGGAAGAUACCGUAGUUGAAGAUGAAGAUGAUGAAGCUGAAGUUGAAGAAGAUGAGCCAACAGACUUGACAGAAGAAAAAGAGGAAGAAGACUUGUCAGGAGAACCUAAAGCCUCACCUAGUGCUGAUACAACCAUCUUAUUUGUGAAAGGUGAAGACUUUCCAGCAAACAACAUUGUAAAAUUUCUGGUGGGCUUCACCAAUAAGGGUACAGAGGAUUUCAUUGUUGAGUCUCUCGAUGCUUCUUUCCGCUAUCCUCAAGACUACCAGUUUUAUAUCCAGAACUUCACAGCUCUCCCUCUGAAUACAGUAGUUCCACCACAGAGACAAGCCACGUUUGAGUACUCUUUCAUCCCUGCUGAGCCUAUGGGUGGUCGUCCUUUUGGACUGGUUAUCAAUCUCAACUACAGAGAUGUAAAUGGCAAUGUGUUUCAAGAUGCUGUCUUCAAUCAAACCGUCACAAUUAUUGAAAAAGAAGAUGGGCUGGAUGGAGAAACGAUCUUCAUGUACAUGUUCCUCGCUGGACUUGGUCUACUUGUCAUUGUUGGCCUACAUCAGUUACUAGAAUCUAGGAAGAGGAAAAGACCAGUACAGAAAGUAGAGAUGGGAACAUCAAAUCAGAAUGAUGUUGAUAUGAGCUGGAUUCCCCAAGAAACUUUAAAUCAAAUAAUGCAGAGUAAAAGAGAUAAAGCUUCACCGAGGAGGUUGCCCUACAAGAGGGCACAGAAGAGAUCAGUGGGCUCUGAUGAAAAGAACCAUCCCACCAGGACUUAGGAAGAUGCGGAUGCUUCAGCUUCGCUGCAAUUCCCUGGCCUCCAGAACUGGAUACGCAACUCAGAUGAUUCUUUGGCUCAUUGUCCCAUGAAGUGUGUUUUAUUUAUAGGAAAGCGUAUCAAAUGCAGCUCAGUUGCCAACAAGUUAAAACAAAGGAUUUCUUCUUUUUUUUGACACAUGCACGUGGCUUUCAAACACAUCCUGAAGAUUUCAGCGCCACACGCAUCUGUGUAAAAAUAAAACUAUGGCGGCAGAAACCUACUUCGUUUAUACAGAAAACGACUGAUACACCGUUAACCACCACAACGUGCCAGAAGGACACUCACUCACAUGACCGUGGGGCUACAGUUAACAAAAAAAAGGGCAGAGAACCCUGACCCAACGCCCGCGCAGGAAAAUCAGCACCGAAGAAGUACUUUCCUGCUGUCUUCGGUUGCUACGUUAAGGAACUGCCCCCAGAGAAAAGCACCGUUUCAAAGGGGCUUGACUACCAGAAAACGGUAGUCAUUGGUUUGACUGUAGUCAAUGGUUUGACUACCAGAAAAUGGUGG
This is a messenger RNA of Aptenodytes forsteri (emperor penguin), 1391 nucleotides long. It is a transcript of the gene SSR1, whose product is annotated as signal sequence receptor subunit 1. The record is from RefSeq and is a predicted model, not a curated record. Gene Ontology annotation, cellular component: endoplasmic reticulum membrane; endoplasmic reticulum. Bases 1 to 840 code for a protein of 279 amino acids. NCBI's taxonomy places the organism in Eukaryota, Metazoa, Chordata, Aves, Sphenisciformes, Spheniscidae. The transcript is spliced from 10 exons.